Scaptodrosophila lebanonensis is the source of this 1746-nucleotide messenger RNA. RefSeq lists its product as uncharacterized. The transcript has 4 exons. Gene Ontology annotation, molecular function: protein binding. The record is from RefSeq and is a predicted model, not a curated record. The coding region runs from base 42 to 1448 and encodes 468 amino acids. Lineage: Eukaryota; Metazoa; Arthropoda; Insecta; Diptera; Drosophilidae.
UUCGGAUAAUUAAAUCAAAAGCAAAAUUUUCAAAUCAAAUUAUGGCGGACCAUGUAGCCGACGAUGUGAACGAAGUAACUGAACAAUCCGCGGAUCUCAAGCCCAACCUCGCCACAGGGCCAACGAUGGUGGAUCACUCUACUGGGGAUACUGUGGAUAUUAGGGAAAGUAAACAGCCGAACCAGAUUGAACCAGAGCUUCCCAGCAUUCCAGAAUGUCCCACUGUUUCUAAUGUUUCCAUUGCUUCCAAUGAGAGUAUAAGCGUCGACGAGCAAUUUUCAGACAAGCUUGUCUGUAGCAAGACCACUUCUACCGAAAGCUUCGAUCCGGAAGUGCAUUGUCUCGUUUCAAAAUCCUUGGAGCAACUGCAGGCAAUGCCCUUAGAUCCAGAGUUCAGCAUCCACAUUAUUAACCUCAAUAGCGCCGAGAAGCUAGCUUGCUCACAGAACCCUAAACCAGACAUAUCUGACAAAUUAUAUGAGGUGCUCUGCGAUCAAUCCAAGUGUUCAACGAAAGUGUUUGUCGGCAAAUAUAAGUUUCGAUGUCAUUUGUCCCUAUUGAAGGCAUAUUCGAAAUAUUUUUUUAAAUGCAAGGAGACCAAUAUCAUCAGGCUGCCACCUGAAAAAAUAACCCCAACGGCCUUCCAUUCAAUCUACAACUGGAUAUUGAACAUCAAGGACGGUUCUAAGCGCAACCUUGUCGAGAUUAUCAGUGGGGCAACAUUUCUUGAAAUGGACGCCGUCUUGGAGGCCUGCUGGAGCAUGUUAAACCGGUCGGAAAUUACAGAAAAUGUCGCAUUCCAAUUAUUUUGUGAGGCCUCUAAAUUUUCUUUGCCAGACUUUGAGUCGCUAAUGUUGUCGCGCAUUUCAAAAUUCUUUCUCACUCUGGUUGCCUCGCGGGAAUUUAUUGAGAUGAACGCUGCACAAAUAUGCAAGCUUCUCAACAUGCACAAUGUGGGAGUGAACAGUGAGAUCGAGAUCUUCAUGUCGGCAUUGCGCUGGCUAUCCCAUGAGUGGCCGGCCCGUCAACCCCACCUGGUCGAAAUCAUGGAAUGCGUCCGCUUCGGCCUGUUGCCGCCACUCUUUUUGCGCUAUCUGCAGAAUGCACAGGACACGCGGGUGAUGCAUCACAUUAGCAACAGUCCGGAGGUCCAGGAUAUGAUCAACAACGCCUUUAUCUACGCCUCAACGGAAAUGUACUGCACGGACUACACUCGACGUUGCGAGUUUUUGUUGCCCAACUUCGAGGUGCCCGUGCAGCGUCGAUGGAUCUUUGAUAAGGAUUGCGCGUAUCAUCACGACUUCAGUUGCCCGCAACGGCAGUUCUUUACCUAUAAUCAGUUUCUACAAUAUUUGCUGAAGCUGCAAGCAACGGGGCCGGAGUAUUGGCAAAAGCUGCCGAUAGUUAAAGAUAUGCAGAAGCCCAUCGCCUGUUGUAGCUCUGAUUAAUUGCGAUUAAAUGCGGGUCUCGUUUUCUGCCGCUAUCGCAUAAAUUAGCCCAACAUUUGGCAAUGGCCAGUUGCCAGACAAACACAAACACACACACACAUGUACAGUGAAAGCCAACGAAAAGGAAGUAUGCGGCAAUAUUUGACUACAAGAGUUGUUUGGCCGGCUCUCUACAGCCGCCAACUCAUUCAAAACACAAUGGCCAGGUCGCACACACAAAGGUGCCGCAAAUUUGCAGCAGUUUCUUAAUAAGCCAGACUGAAAAAGAUAUAUCCACAAUGCCGCAAACACAUAUAAA